This is a messenger RNA of Oryza brachyantha (malo sina), 681 nucleotides long. Its product is annotated as GSH-induced LITAF domain protein. The record is from RefSeq and is a predicted model, not a curated record. Gene Ontology annotation, molecular function: zinc ion binding. The transcript is spliced from 3 exons. Bases 67 to 516 code for a protein of 149 amino acids. Lineage: Eukaryota; Viridiplantae; Streptophyta; Magnoliopsida; Poales; Poaceae.
UGACUAGUCAAAGAUUGCCAACGAACGAACCGACCCUUCCCACCGCCGGCGCCGACGACGAAGACCAUGGCGGCGACCAAGGCGGCCACCGACGAGCCGGCGAUCGGCAUCCCGUACCACCCGGCGGCGGAGGCCCACGGCCGGUACUACUACGCGCCGGACCCCUACGCGGCGGGGAUGCCCCCUCCGAACGCGAUCUACGCCGGCGCCCCCAAGGGGGUGCCCCUGCAGCAGACCAUGUUCCGCGACACCCCCGCGCCCUUCCACUGCCAGUCCUGCGGCGCCGCCGCCGUCUCCUCCGUCCGGUCGAAGCCAAGUCUUGCAUCUGUUGUGGCUUGCAUGAUGCCAUUCAUGAUGGGUGUCUGCUUCCUUUGCCCUUCCAUGGACUGCCUCUGGCACAAAUACCACUAUUGCCCCAGCUGUGGGGAAAAGGUGGCUGAGUUCAAGAAGUCAGAUCCGUGCCUCGUUGUGGAUCCAACUCGCUGGUCUGAGCCAAGCUUCGCUGUGCCCGCGUAAAGCGCAUACGUCUUGAUACCCAAACGGUUUCCAUGCAUGGACUGGAACAUUGUUCAUUGUUCUUGUGUGAUCUGAUCUGUACAUAGAGGUAGCAACUGUCUUGUUGUAUACCAUGUAUCUAAACUGCUGUAUUUUCGUUAAAGCAAUGACCUGUUUAUUCAUGUU